Molecule: messenger RNA, 933 nt
Organism: Enhydra lutris kenyoni (northern sea otter)
Lineage: Eukaryota; Metazoa; Chordata; Mammalia; Carnivora; Mustelidae
Product: olfactory receptor 1J4-like
Exons: 1
Coding region: 1-933 (310 amino acids)
Biological process (GO): G protein-coupled receptor signaling pathway
Cellular component (GO): membrane
Molecular function (GO): olfactory receptor activity; G protein-coupled receptor activity
Source: RefSeq, a predicted model, not a curated record
AUGAGGAGGGAGAACAAGAGCAGCGUGCCUGAGUUCCUCCUCCUGGGGUUCCCCAUCCAGCCAGAGCAGCAGGGAGUGUUCUUUGCCCUGUUCCUGGGCAUGUACCUGACUACGGUGCUGGGGAACCUGCUCAUCAUCCUGCUCAUCAGGCUGGACUCCCGCCUCCACACCCCUGUGUACUUCUUCCUCAGCCAAUUGGCCCUCUCUGAUAUUUACCUUUCAUCUAUUAUAGUUCCAAAGAUGCUCAUGAACAUGCAGACUCAGCAACAAUCCAUUCACUAUGUGGGGUGCAUUUCUCAGAUGUAUUUUUUCAUACUUUUUGGUUGUCUCGACAACUUCCUUCUUGCAGUGAUGGCAUAUGACAGGUAUGUGGCCAUCUGUCAGCCACUCCACUACACCACUGUCAUGAGGCAGGAACUGUGUAUCUCAUUAAUAGCUGGGUCCUGGUUCUUCUCUUGCAUUCAUGCCCUGUUGCACACCCUGCUCUUGGUCCAAUUAUCCUUCUGUGCUGAUAAUACCAUCCCCCACUUCUUCUGCGACAUCACUGUGCUCCUGAAGAUGAGCUGCUCAGACAUCUCUCUCAACGAGCUGGUCAUCUUUACUGAAGGAGGAGUGCUUUUCAUCCUGCCCUUUAGUAGUAUCUUGGGCUCAUAUGUCUGCAUAGGGACAACUGUCCUGAGGAUCCCCUCUACUAAGGGACUUUUUAAAGCCUUUUCUACCUGUGGCUCCCAUCUUUUUGUGGUGUCUUUAUAUUAUGGGACACUUGCUUGUGUUUACUUUUUCUCCACAUCAUGGGACUUCAGUGACAAAGACAUAAUUGCUUCAGUCAUGUAUACAGUAGUUACCCCUAUGCUGAACCCCUUCAUCUAUAGCCUGAGGACCAAAGAUAUAAAACAGGCCCUAGAAAUCUUUGUCAAGAGGGCUAACUUUUAA